AUGGGAUUGAUGACCUCGGUUUCACAUCUUUGUCUUGAGGGGAGUUGUCCUGACGCGCAUCGAACGAUCUUUCUGUUGACGAGUCGCAACAUGAACAAUCACAACGAAGCCAACAACGUCUCGGGAGCUUCUUUCUAUUCCUUCAACAAUUCUCUUUCAGCAAACCGUUUGAAAAGUGCCAAUCUCUUGGUUUCUCCGAUCAUCGGUACGCCUACACAGGCCAUGGCAGUUGUCGAUGCACAGCAAAGAGUUCCAGCCGCUGCAAAGGCUACGAAUGAUGGUCCUGUUGGUCGUCGGCGAAAGAAGAAAUCUCCUCCAGCGACUGCUGGAAAGACUACUUUGAAGAAACGACGCAAAGGGCGACAGGUUUGGACGACUACGGAGGACCUCGCACUUCGUCGUCUCGUCGAAGGCCAUAAUUUUGAUGACCCCAGCAUGAAAAGCCAUUGGCAACAAAUCGCCGAGACCCUCAAGAGUGGUCGCAACGGGAAGCAGUGUCGUGAUCGCUAUCAGAAUCAUCUGCGACCUGAAAUCAAAAAGGGGAAGUGGACUCACGAGGAAGAGCACAUGAUACGGGAAAUGCACAAAUCGUUCGGCACAAAAUGGUCGUGUAUGGCAAAGCUCAUGAAGAACCGAACGGACAAUGAUAUCAAGAACAAGUGGUACUCCAUGAUGAGAAAGGAAAAGAAAGCACAGGAAAAGCUCGACAAAACGCUCAACAAAACGCAAUCGAUGCUCGAAAAUGAGACUAUCUACGACAAUAUGUCCUACGAAGACUUGUCCCGCAUGGCUACACAACCCGGAGCAAACGAUGCAGGCAUUCUGCCAAGCUUUCAGCAAGAAGCGUUCAACGGCACAGAUGCGCCUCCAUCGGCAUAUUACAGCACCCAGCUCCAAGCCGGAGACCAAGGAUCUUUUGCAGUACUUUCUGCCGCCGCUGCUAGUCGCCCCAUGAUCCCUUGUAUUGGAGUUCCCAUGGUCGGUGGUGCCCAACCGACUCAGUACUCGGCAACCAUGGGGAUGGCGGCUGCCCCAGGUUUGUACAUGGAUGCCUUGGGACCCAGCCCAAUCCGCUUUUUUGGUGUGCCCAACCCUGCUGGUGGUGGUAUGGGAUCUGGUGCAAACUGGCAGCACGGAUCCAAAAUGCCGACACUGUCACAACCCAGCAGCGAGGAGGAUGUAUUCAUGGCAUCUGACAAAGGUGAUGACUCACCAUUGGUUCCAGCGUUGGGAAAUCGUGGAUCCACCGCCCCCACUCUUUGGAAUGACAUGCCUUUCACGAAGCACUCUUCAGUUUGA
This is a messenger RNA of Seminavis robusta, 1299 nucleotides long. The record is from the annotation of a GenBank genome assembly. Lineage: Eukaryota; Bacillariophyta; Bacillariophyceae; Naviculales; Naviculaceae.